Messenger RNA from Aspergillus ibericus CBS 121593, 1959 nucleotides. It is a transcript of the gene noc4, whose product is annotated as ribosome biosynthesis protein NOC4. The coding region runs from base 61 to 1713 and encodes 550 amino acids. Gene Ontology annotation, cellular component: Noc4p-Nop14p complex; small-subunit processome; nucleolus. The transcript has 4 exons. Gene Ontology annotation, biological process: ribosome biogenesis. The record is from RefSeq and is a predicted model, not a curated record. NCBI's taxonomy places the organism in Eukaryota, Fungi, Ascomycota, Eurotiomycetes, Eurotiales, Aspergillaceae.
GCAGCGCCUGCAGCUGGUCCAGCGCCCCCGAUUCCACGCGAUUUCCGCCCUCUAGUCACCAUGCCGGCCCCUACGGUUGCAGCCACCACCUCCAAGAAGAGGAAAAAUGUCAAAUCGAGCGGCGUGCCCUCGUCGAAGCGCCGUGCCGUCGCCGAGAGCGACAGUGCAGUUGCGAUGGCCGAUAUCCAGCAGCUAGAAGACCAGAUUUCCGAGUCGCGGAAAUACUACAACAAUAUCGCAACCUUGAUUUCCAUGCUCGAUGUCGAUGGCUCGACGAAGCCCAAUAUGGCCGUUGCGGUCGCCCUCUGCCGCGUUUUCAGCCGAUUGAUCGCUGGGGGUAACAUGACGGAGACGAGCCGGGCCGCAGAGAAUGAGAAAAUCAUUGUAGCAUGGCUGAAGGAACGUUGUCGAGAGUACCAGAAGCUCUUGCUGUCUAUCAUUCGCCAAUGCGAUUCCUCCUCUCAGAUCAGCGCCUUGACCCUAUGUCUGUGUCUCAUCAACGAACGUGCUACACACAUCUCUGGCGACGAUAUCCAGGACUGGUCAUCAGGUUUGUUCAAAGGUGUCUUCGAAGCUGUCGUCGAGGCCAAGGAUGGGCAAGCGGUCCUCUCCGACUUUAUUGAAAAGGCGAAGGAAUUCGAGGAUGUGCGAUACUACACUUUCAUGCAGCUUGCUGAUUACGCAGACACCGAGCGGAGUACUGAAACAAUCGACAUCCUGAUCUCCAUCCUAUCGGCCUGCGACUCCGUACCGGGCCCCGAGCACGAGUUCGAAAGUUUCUAUACCCAGUCCAGCAAGAAGAACAAGAAAGUGCUCUCCGUCAACUCACACAAGAAGCGGGCUCAAGACGCCUGGCUGGCCAUCUUGCGGAACAACCUUUCCCAAUCGCAACGAAAGACUCUCCUCCGCAUCAUGGUCCACAACAUUGAGCCGUGGUUCAACCGCCCAGAGCUCCUCAUGGACUUCCUGACGGAUUCCUACAACGUCGGCGGCGCGACCUCCCUCCUCGCCCUCUCCGGACUCUUCUACCUCAUCCAGGAGAAGAACCUGGACUACCCUCAAUUCUACCAAAAGCUCUACUCGCUCCUCGACGCCGACCUGCUCCACUCCAAGCACCGCUCCCGCUUCUUCCGCUUGAUGAACACCUUCCUCGCCUCAACCCACUUGCCCGCCGCCCUGAUCGCAAGCUUCAUGAAACGCCUCUCCCGCCUCUCCCUCAACGCACCCCCCGCUGCCAUCGUGGCCAUCGUCCCCUUCAUGUACAACCUCCUGAAAGAACACCCCACCUGUGCCUUCAUGAUGCAUCGCACCAUCAGCGACGAAGACACCAAAGCUCAACUGUUAGCAGAGGGUAUGGAUGAUCCCUUCGACGCCACGGAGCCUGACCCGACCCGCACAAAAGCCAUUGAGAGCAGUUUAUGGGAAAUCGAGACUCUCCAGUCCCACUAUCAUCCUAAUGUUGCUGCGAUUGCGCGCAUCAUAUCCGAGCAGUUCACCAAGCAGUUCUACAACCUGGAGGACUUCCUGGACUACACGUACCAGGGUAUGUUGCAAGCGGAGCUGGGCACGGAGGACAAGCCGUUCAAGAGGGUCCCGGUGGUGGAAUACCAAAUACCCCGGCGGAUAUUUACGGAUCGGAUGCUGGAAGAGGAUGGUGGCCAGGAUUCGGGUCCUGGCAGUCUCAUCAGAGGACUCUGGGAUUUUGCCUCGUGAUGAGAGAGUAUAUAUUCUACGGCUGUGCUUUUAGACUUGACACUUCUUAGCGUACAUAAUUAGAUUUGGCGGGAUACGGAUGGUUAUCAGGGUGAUUAAAAGUUGUCUGCCUUCUUGAAAGAAAGAAUCUCAGUAUUUGCGGUCUAAUUUAUCGAAACAAUAAUAUUGGGGGUCACCCUGAACUUGAUCCAGAAUCGAUCUACCUGGCGUGUGCUGCAUGGUGUGCAUGAUGUGCAUGGGGAUAAU